GUCCAAACAAUUUUACAUCAUUAUGGGCCGAAAGCCCAAAGACGAACGAUUCAAGAUCCAUCCUAGCCUCUUAACCCAAUAACCAUUUUGUUUUCGCGGCGGACAGUUGGAAGAAAUAAUGACGCCCGGGAAGAGACGCACGCAUCAGUCUCUUCUUCCCGACUCCGGAGCCCAUUUUCCCCCGACCACGUCCACUGCCGCCGGCGAGUGUCCCGUUCCGACUCCCAGAAGAAUGCCCCCGAUCAGAAACUUCACUCUUACACCUUCCCGCCUGAAAGACCUCCUCCUCCUCUUCUCCCUCCUCGCCGUAGUCUACCUCACCUUCCGCAACCCUCUGCCGCGAGCUCCGCCGUCAGAUCGCGCCGAUCUCACUACGUCUUCCGCCCCCACCACUCGCAGCCACAUCCUCUUCUCCAUAGCCUCAUCCUACGGCGCCUUCCUCCGCCGGAAACCUUACAUCAGCCUCUGGUACGAGCCCAACGCCACCCGUGCUUUCGCCUUUCUGGACGCCGUCCCAGCCGAUCUCCCCUCCGAUCUCCCUCCGGUAAUAAUCUCCGAGGACACAUCUCGAUUCCCUUACACCUUCAAAGGCGGGCUGCGAUCUGCAAUCAGAGUUGCGCGGGUUGUGAAGGAAGCCGUGGAGCUCAAUCAAACCGGCGUGCGGUGGUUCGUCUUCGGCGACGACGAUACGGUUUUCUUCGUCGAUAAUUUGAUUAAGACGCUGUCGAAGUACGAUCACACGCGGUGGUUCUACAUAGGGAGCAAUUCCGAGAGCUACGAGCAGAACGUGAAGCAUUCAUUCGAUAUGGGCUUCGGCGGUGGCGGUUUUGCAAUCAGUUCCCCUUUGGCUGGGGUUUUGGCUAGGGUUUUGGACUCUUGCUUGGUGCGUUACUCCCAUUUGUACGGCAGCGAUGCCAGGAUCUUCUCUUGCUUGGCCGAGUUGGGUGUUGGGCUGACUCACGAGCCUGGCUUCCACCAGGUUGAUUUGCGUGGGAGUUUAUUCGGCUUGCUUUCAGCUCAUCCAUUGUCGCCAUUGAUAUCUCUUCAUCAUCUGGAAGCUUCAACCCCUGUUUUUCCCACCAUGAACCAAACUCAGGCUAUGGAACAUCUUUUCCAGGCUGUGCAUACUGACCCAACUAGGAUCCUGCAGCAAGUAGUUUGUUAUGACCACACAAACUCCUUCACUGUUUCAAUAGCGUGGGGCUAUUCGAUUCAGGUGUUUGAAGGGAAUGAGCGUCUUCCUGAUCUCCUCGCGCUGCAGCAGACCUUUUCGCCGUGGAGAAGACAUCGAAACCCACUUGCUGGCUAUUACAUGUUCACCAUGAGACCCUAUCCUAAAGAUCCAUGCAAAAGGCCUGCUGUCUUCUUUAUGAAAAAUGUUAAGUCUGGUGAAGACGGGAUUUGGAGCAGUUACACUAGGCACAAUGUUGAGGAUUGCCCUAGGGCUUCUAGAGCCAUAAAUAAUCUCGAGUACAUCAAGGUAUCAUCGGAUAGAUUGACGCUUGAUUCUGAACAGAUUUGGGCUCCACGUCGGCAGUGUUGUGAUGCUUCUUCCUCAUCUGAGAAAUCCAUGGUUAUUACAAUCAGGCAGUGCGGAAAUAAUGAACUGAUUGCCAUGCAUCUCUAGUGAUUGUGGAAUAUGUAUACAUGUUUAUAGUGAAAGUAGUUUGGAGCUUGAAUCAGUAGCAGUCCAGUGUUAAAUCGUUGGAAAUAGAAAACUGCAAGAAUUCUGUUGCUCGGUUCGACCCGACUGCUGAGGAAUUUGAGGAUUGGCCUUGAUGCGUCAAAACAGACUUCUACCGAAUCUGUGCGGACUAGUUUACUUGGGUCAAGCUCUGAAGUAGAGACCCCCCUAAACUUGCUUCGAUGUGAAUAGCUUGCUUCAAGGGAAUCUGUCUUAUGAUCUGGGUUUGUAGAUAGAGAUCGAAAGGAAUGCCACAUCAUAUCGACCAACACCAAGCUGGAAAGAUGAUACGAACGACUCACCUGUGGUAUUCUUCUACUCAGCUCUGUCUUUCAGUUAUGUAUUGUUGUGACAGCAGCAUACAGUGUGUUCUGAAUCUCUCUCUCUCUCUCUCUCUGUCUGUCUGUCGACUUGUAAGAAAUUAUAGAUUAUUAGAUACGAACAUUGUGUUCUCAUGUAGGUUUUGAUUUCUGGAGUAAGUGCUGUUUCUGUUUCCAGAUUCUUCGAAGUCAAAGGAGUUUUCACAUCCAGAGAGCUGAAUCCUUAAAAGGUUAGGAAAGUGGAAGGUGUUGUUCUCUUUGUAAGGAAUAGUAGAUCGCUUGUCUUUAAAAGGGAUCUGGAUCCUUAACAGUUGAAAGGAACAAACAAGGUGAAAGCCCCUUUUCACCUUCAAUUGCGGUUUCGUCGGAACUCAGAAGUUGCACAAAAAAGAAGGCCUGCAGUUUGGUUAUCCUGUUGAAGAAAUGGUAACAUGAACCAUCCUGGUGACUUUACUGGGUUUCUUUUUCCCUUCAUAUGCCGUCCCUAAUAAUAGUGUGUAUGUGUAGGGAACAAGUUUUUGGCAGUUUAAGUUCAUUGAAAGAAACCAUGUUUUCUUGGACUAGAGAUUGCUGAAAAUUUGAUUGAGAGAUUGUUGAAAAUUCGAUCAACCUAUUCACCUUAAUUCCCACAUGAAUCCAAAACCAACUGCAAGGGGGGUUGCUUGGAUUGUAAAAGCAGCAGAGUUCGCUUUCUCUUUAGAUUGGGAUGAAACAGUUGACUUUUCCUCCCUUUUGUAAGGCCUAACUCCACCCAUUUCCUUAAAUGCUUAGAAAAGAUGCCAACUCGCUUCUUUUUCCACCUUCAGUUGCGCCUGUGAUAUAUGAGCCUGAUUGAACCUAUAAAUCCAAAAUCAAAAUCAAAUUCAAAGUCAAAACCUUCACUCCUGACAGAGACUGCAGAGAACUUCCACAGUUGGAAAGAAUGCAGCUUCUUCAUUCAACUUCUAAACCAAACUCUUCUUCUACUCGUUUCAUCAGGUUCAUCGUCUUCUCAUCAUCCAUCCUCACCCUUUACCUUCUGGUCUUGCUCUUCCUCGUCGCUUCAUCCAAGCUCACGGGCGUAACUUCCUGGGAAAGUUCAGCUUCACAGCACUCACCGACGACUCUCGAGCACAUUGUGUUCGGGAUUGCUUCCAACAAGAAAUCAUGGCAGAAGCGGAAGGAGUACGUCAAGCUCUGGUGGAAGCGGCCACACCAGCAGCAUCAGAUGGGGAUGAGGGGCUGCGUGUUCCUCGAGGCGCCACCUGAUGACUUCAAUGUCACCUCUGGCAAUGACAACUCCACACUCCCUCCAAUCUGCAUCUCUCAGGACACCUCCAGGUUUCGUUACACCUUCAAAAACGGUCUGAGGUCGGCGAUUCGGGUGGCGCGUGUGGUUUCCGAGACGGUGGCGCUGAAUCAUUCUGACGUCAGGUGGUUUGUGUUUGGUGACGACGACACUGUUUUCUUCCCGGAGAACUUGGCGAAGACAUUAUCGAAGUACGAUCACGGGCUUUGGUACUAUAUAGGGUCGAACUCGGAGAUCUACGAGCAGAAUAGGUUGUUUGGGUUUGACAUGGCCUAUGGUGGAGCAGGAUUUGCUAUUAGCUAUCCGCUGGCUAAAGUUCUUGCCAAGGUUUUUGAUUCUUGUAUCGAAAGGUACCCUCAUCUUUAUGGAAGUGAUUCCAGGAUCUCUUCUUGCUUGGCCGAGCUUGGAGUGACGUUAACUCGAGAGCCCGGUUUCCAUCAGCUGGAUUUCCAUGGCAAUAUGUUCGGUAUACUGACAUCACAUCCAACGACACCAUUGGUAUCCCUCCAUCACAUGGAUCACAUCGACGCGAUCUUCCCUAACAUGACAACCCAGGAUUCUGUAAAUCAUUUACUAGAAGCAGCAAAGAUCGAUUCCCAGAGGGUUCUGCAGAAGACCGUGUGCUAUGAUCGCUGGUUCUCGUGGACCAUUUCCAUUUCAUGGGGCUACGCAGUCGAGGUCUACGGCAAUCACAUGCUUCUCCCGGACGUACUUCCCGUUCAAACCACUUUCAGGCAAUGGAGCAAAGGUGACGUUCUAGCUGCAACUUACGUUUUCAACACCAGACGGCCUCACCCGGAUCCAUGCAGAAGAGCCACAGUUUUCUUUCUUGAUCGUGCUUCUUCGGAGGGGAGUGAUAAUCAACAGUUGGUGACCAGUCAUUACAAGAAGAUGUUUGUAAAUUGCUCGCAAGAUAUGGGUUCACCUAGAAGGCUUGAAGAGAUUAAGGUGGUCUCACAUAAGCUUGACCUCAGCGACAAACAGCUGCGGGCUCCAAGGCGCCAGUGCUGUGAAGUUUUGCCUUCUUCUGGGAACAAAGUGAUGGAGAUUGCGAUUAGGGAAUGUGGAGAAGAUGAACUGAUUCACAUGAAAUAGGUAAACUUGUCUUGCUGCGAGACAUAUAUACUUGGUUGCCAUUGCAAGAUUCAUAUGGUUGAAUGGAGCUUGAGAGAUGAAAAUCCAGACAAGGGUUCGGGAUCUUGUAGCUGUUUUGCAGAGGCAGUGGAAAUGAAUGCCCCAACUUUUUUGGAGUAAAUCAAGAGGGAAUACAGAGGCUUAUUUGACUUUUUCUUUGUGGAAAAGAAUCCACUUUUGAUUGUUGUGCGAGCAAAUAGAGAUUAAAGAUAAUUUUUUUAAGAAUAAUGAAGAAGAAACCAUAGGAAAAUGUACUCUUAUACGGACACAGAAUAUGGAUGAUAAAUUUUCAUCCAAUGAGUAGUCAAC
Molecule: messenger RNA, 4735 nt
Organism: Linum tenue
Lineage: Eukaryota; Viridiplantae; Streptophyta; Magnoliopsida; Malpighiales; Linaceae
Source: the annotation of a GenBank genome assembly